UCAAAAAGUCCGCGCACAACUUUCCUCGUCACCUCACUCAUUUCCCGUGCGCAGGAGAAGCUGGACGGAGCGUAUCACGUACCGGUAAUGGGCUCUUCACUUGGCUGCAGGAAAAUCUUCCAGUUUUUUCGUGUGUUCGCUCUGGAAAGGCUUCUCUUCAAGCUGAGGGGAUAGUUGUUACUUGGGCAGGUGAGGGCCCAAAUAACCGGUCGAUGACACCCAAGACGCGCCAGGAGGAGCAUCCAUCUGGAGGACAGGGAGCUUUAAACGCAGCGAGUGCAGGUCAAUAUUCUUAAUAUAGGAUUAUUUCAAACAAGAAAGAAAGAAAAAAAGUUUCGACGCAUUGCAGAAGUUACUGAGCUGUGCGUAAAAUGCGUGCGUAAAGUUAAUGCCACUUUAAAUAAGUCAAGUUCUUGAAGCGCGAUUUGGUAUUAGCUAGGCAAUCAUGGCAAAAUGGUUUAGAGACUUCCCCAUCAAUCUGAAGAAUGGCAGCGAACGAGUCCGCUCGGCCUCCGAAUCGGGCCCACAAACACGACACAAACCUUCAUUCUCCCGCGACAGCCUGAAGGGAACCCUGCGUAAAGAUAAUGGAGUGGCUGCUUUGCUGGCCGGGAGAAAUCGGAAGAACUCAGCUACGGAGUUGGGCCGUAACCACAACACCGGUUCUGCAGGUGGAACCGUGUGGGAAACUCUGGCGCCUGGAAAAAAUCGUAAGAGCUCCUCCAAGUUGGAGGCGCCCGAGGAGAAGACUCAGACCAGGACCACCAGCCUGGCUCAGGCUUACAUUAGCAGGAUGAUCAAAGUGGACAAACAAGACAAGACCCCCAAAGUGAACGAGAAAAGUGAGCAGACUAAAACCGACACCGACAGUGGACGCUCUGCCAUUAAAACAACACUGAUUAUCCUCGAGGACUACGCCGAUCCGUUUGACGCGGAGAAAACGAAGGAACAGAGGGAGGCGGAGCGAGCUGGAGUCAAUGACGGUUACAUGGAGCCUUACGACGCCCAGGUGAUCAUCACAGAGGUUCGCCGCCGAGGCUCCAAAGACCUCCUCAAAGUGUGCGUGCUGCUCGACCGAGGCCAAGCGACGGGGAAGGGAGAGGAGGGCAGGCCGCCUCUGCCGCCGCCACCCAACAUCUACGACACGCCGUACGAAGGCAGACUGGAGGGCGACAGCGAGGGCGUGUGGAUCCCCGUCACACGACCGGAGUCUGACAUCCGCCCGGCCGCCGAGUACGAGCUACCCUGGGAGUGGAGGAAGGAGGACAUUGUUCGAGCCCUGUCAGCCCAGUUUGAGGCAGUGGAUUGUUCCCCCGCUAAAGAGAUUGGUCGCCAGCAGCAGCAACAACAACAGCAGCAGCAAACUUUGAGGCAGAAGAACUGGACGCACAAAACGCUAGUGUCCAGCUCCUCUUCCUCCUCCUCCUCCUCGCCUUCCUUUCCCUCGUCGCCCAUUCUCAAGCUUUCCCCGAUAACGAGCUCGUCCCCGUCGUUCCCCACCCUGAGAGUCUCGCCCUCCUCCUGCCCCAACAAACCUCCCUCUCCUACCUCGCCCAACGCCCCGCUGGAUGGGGAGGCGGCUAAAGUGGACCCCGGCCUGCCGUUGGAUAAGCAGAGCUGGUACCAUGGCAGCGUGAGUCGGCAGCAGGCUGAGGCUCAGCUGCAGCGCUGCAGGGAAGCCAGCUUCCUGGUGAGAGACAGCGAAUCAGGAACCAGCAAGUACUCCAUCGCUCUCAAGACCAGUCAGAGCUGCGUGCACAUCAUCGUGGCCCAAACCAAGAGCAGCAAGGGUCUGGGUUACACUCUGGAUCAGAGUAGCUGCGUCUUCAGCAGCAUCCCUGAACUGGUGCACCACUACCGCUCGCACAGACUUCCUUUCACCGGGGCCGAGCACAUGACCCUGCAGCACGCCGUGCAAAGGUCGCAUUUGUAACCGGCGUGAUACGUUUACUCAAAGAUGUGCUGCUGAGGAAUGUACCAUUUUAUUCGAAAGGGGGGGGGAGGGUUAACUUCAAGCUGCCAGUUUUACUGUCGGCUUUACCAAGACGCUUUAGAGGUGCUGACACGAUCAAGUGCAAUGCCAGACAAUUAGACUGGCUUUGUAAGAUCUAUACGAGUGAUUGGAGUAUAGCCAUUCGUCCAUCCGCGCCUGUCAGUCAACGUAUUGAUCCGUCCUGAAAAUGAGGCUCGUUUGCCAGCCAAUCUGGACGUCAAGAGAAAGAGUUUUAGGAGUGAUUAGAUGCCUCGGAAGGGUUAAGGUGGUCGUAAUCUUGCGAGUCGGCACAAUUGCCAAAGAAUGCUGAGGUGUGCGAAUAAAAGCGGGACAGUGAUAUGAAUAUUCGGCCUAUUGCUGAUGAAAAAGCGCCUUCCCGUUAGUUUGCCUUUUUAAGUGCUCUGAGUGCCAGGCUAAAUUUACAAAGACAUGUUUAUGAUUAUUAUAUAUUGAGCAUUUGCGGAUUAAACAUUUUGGGGCUUUUAUGAUUUUUUUCCCAGUCCUUCAAUGAUGCCUGUAUGAUGUGACUGAUUACUUUAGCAGCCCCCCCAAUUGUGAUGAAAGCUGUAUAUUCUUGUUGUAAGCAUAUACCCAGUAAAUAAAGUUGCAUUUGUCACCGUG
Messenger RNA from Syngnathus acus (greater pipefish), 2614 nucleotides. It is a transcript of the gene she, whose product is annotated as Src homology 2 domain containing E. The record is from RefSeq and is a predicted model, not a curated record. Gene Ontology annotation, molecular function: phosphotyrosine residue binding. NCBI's taxonomy places the organism in Eukaryota, Metazoa, Chordata, Actinopteri, Syngnathiformes, Syngnathidae. The transcript has 6 exons. Bases 446 to 1933 code for a protein of 495 amino acids.